Molecule: messenger RNA, 237 nt
Organism: Hyaloscypha bicolor E
Lineage: Eukaryota; Fungi; Ascomycota; Leotiomycetes; Helotiales; Hyaloscyphaceae
Exons: 1
Molecular function (GO): protein dimerization activity
Source: RefSeq, a predicted model, not a curated record
UAUCCUAAUCUUAGCCGUAUGGCAUUAGAUAUCUUAAGUAUUCCUGCUAUAUUAGCUGACCCUGAGCGUCUGUUUUCUAGCGCCAAGUUACUAAUUUCGGAUCUACGGAAUAAGCUCGGUAUGGAUAUUAUUAAGGCCUUUGAGUGCUUGAAAUCAUGGUAUAAGAUCAAGGGAUGGGAAGCUAAAUCAGAGUGGUUGGAGAAAAUUAUUGAUAUUAAAGCUGGUUUGAGCUUGUAA